AUGCUCCCCCAGCUGAGCGACCUGAUUCCAGGGUCGCUUGAACUUGACAUUGAAAGACAGAAUCCCAGUAAACCGAUCCCUGGCCAUGUUCCAUACAUUCGAGGGAUUCGAGAACCCCGCGGGUCUGAUUCAGACUCGGGGGCGCAACGAACGUCAGCCUUCGGUCGGUCGGCGGGUUACAACUCUUCGCGCCUGUACAUCCUGCAGACACCGGAAGAUCAAAUCAGUGUCAUUAUUCCGACCCUCGACCGUCUCGGAGGAAUCGUCAUGGCUUACCAAAUCUGGGGAAACAGACAUGUGGAGAAAUUGUCUACCACGCUCGACGAGUACCGGAGUGUCCUCGAGAAGCUCUUCCCCACGUUGGCACCGGAGACCCUGGUCAAUUUGCCACGCGAGAAGCUCGUGGAGCUAAUGGGCAAGGGUGCUUCACCGGUGCAUGCUCAGGUGCCACUGCCCCAUCAUCCAGCGUCGCCGGCUACUUCUGCCUCGGUUGACGCGCAUGUGUCGCCCAUGUCCAAUGAAGAUGGCAACCUCGAGUCGCUACAGACGAUGCCUGAAGAUUCCGAUGUGCGGAACCUUAGCGGUGCAGAGAUGGCCAACGGCAUUUCUGACGACGUAAACGCGCUUUCCCUCUCCGCUCGACAAGCCUCCUCAUAUCUGGGGGUAUCCUCCAUAAACGCAGUGCUCAAGGUGAUCGUCUGGCUUGACCCGGGCUGCUUGGGCUACUUCUCUCGCAUUCCGGCUGUCAACCGCCAGGACGUGGCCAUGGACUACCCUCCCCCUCCUCCUCUUUCAGACAUCCAGACUUGGGGCUCCUCUCAAGCCCCGCCCGAGACACCCCCGCAGCCCCAGUUGCAAGCCACCGAUCAACAACUCCUCGACGCCUAUUUCACAUACUUUCACCCCUUUGUUCCCAUGCUGGAUGAGCAGUGCUUCCGCGAGACUUACAUCACCGGUCGGCGGAAAGAUGAUCGCUGGCUUGGACUGCUCAACAUUGUCUUUGCGCUCGGCAGCAUCGCUGCGGGCACGGCGGACGAUGUAUCUCAUCAGACAUACUAUGCACGCUGCAAGAGAUACGUGAGUCUGGAGUCACUAGGUUCCUCACACAUGGAAACCAUCCAGACUCUGGGUCUUUUGGGUGGCUAUUACCUCCACUACAUCAGUCAGCCAAACCUGGCGUAUUCGCUGAUGGGAGCGGCACUGCGCAUGGCUGCCGCCUUGGGGUUUCACAAAGAGUUUUCGGACAGCCCAGACGGGCUGAAGAAGCAGAUGAUAUCGUCUUCCGAUCUCAAGCGGCGUGUAUGGUGGUCGCUGUUCUGCAUGGACACUUGGGGCGGGAUGACUCUCGGUCGUCCGAGCAUGGGCCGGUUUGGCCCGACCAUCACGGUCAAAUUGCCCCAUUGUCGAGAAUCGGAAAAUGUUCUUGAUAUCCUCCCAUUGCUGGAGAACGUCCGAUUCUGCAAGAUCGCCACUCAGAUCCAGGAGGUCCUGGCUGUGUCGCCGUUGACGAGACACCAUGAGAUGUUCCAUUUUGAUAACCAACUCCUCGAAUGGUACGAGAAUCUCCCGUACAUUCUGAAGGAUCACGAGCCAUGUUCCGAGUCCAUUGCGAUCACAAGGACGGUGAUGAAAUGGCGUUACUAUAACCAACGCAUGCUGCUGUACCGGCCAACGCUGCUGAGCUAUGCCAUGCGUCGCGUUCCCUACAUCGCGCUGCGGUCUGAAGAGCGCACCUCAAUUGAACGAUGUCGCGACAUUGCAGAGGCCACCAUCCAAGACAUCGCGUCGACAGCGCAGUCACACGGGAUGUCGGGGUGGAACGCCGUCUGGCUCCUGUUCCAGGCAACAAUGGUUCCGCUCUUGGGGUUGUUUCUCAAUGAUGGCACCACCAACGACCCUCGAGCGAGCAUUGAAUCAUGCCAAGGACAGGUAAAGAUGGCAAUGCUUACUCUGGCACGGCUGCAGCCGUGGAGCCCGACCGCCAAGCGAACGCUUGACGCCGUCGCCCGCAUUUUCGAGGCCAGUAAACGAGGGUCUGACAUGGGUGGCGACAUGAACGGGCAGUACGGAACUCCGCGGGACAGCAUCGUCUCCGGCGUCGCACCCCCUGCCAUUUUGCCGUCCCAGAAUGAAUUCGGCAGGGGUGUCAUGGUGGCCAACGAGGUCAGCUUUACAGACCCUUUCGCGCCGUCGUUCAUGGAUGAUUCGGCUGGGCAACAGCUGUGGGACUUCCUCAGCUGGAGCGACAGCAAUCUAUGGCCUGGCAUUGCCGAUCUGGACUGUUCACCGGAGAUCAACCUAUUUGGGCCGGAUGAGAAGGGUCUAAAGUACGGAAACAAUGCCUCGGCCUUUUUCGGGCUGAGCGAUUCUGCCUAUUAUCCGAAUCCCCCGCUAGCUUUUUACUAG
Molecule: messenger RNA, 2406 nt
Organism: Aspergillus affinis
Lineage: Eukaryota; Fungi; Ascomycota; Eurotiomycetes; Eurotiales; Aspergillaceae
Product: putative C6 transcription factor
Exons: 4
Coding region: 1-2406 (801 amino acids)
Biological process (GO): positive regulation of transcription from RNA polymerase II promoter by galactose; DNA-templated transcription
Cellular component (GO): nucleus
Molecular function (GO): DNA-binding transcription factor activity, RNA polymerase II-specific; RNA polymerase II cis-regulatory region sequence-specific DNA binding; zinc ion binding
Source: RefSeq, a predicted model, not a curated record